CGUCCGUCACAGCUUGACACGGAAGUGGCAGCAGUUCGAGCGGAGCAGGUUGAGACGAAGCGGAGUUCAGUUCCGUUUAAUUCUCUUUAAUUGUGUUGGUUACAUCUUGUAACCGAACCCGACAUCCAAGCUGGAAGGUCUCAGUGCAGCGUGGGUGCCCAGGGACCCACUGCCCGAGUGUGGGGAGAGCAGUGGCCGAGACCCGGGGGACAUGAACCACAGGAAGGGCGGCCUGGUCAUCUUCACCGGCAACUCGCACCCGGCCAGCCGCGAGAUGAGCAAGAGGAUCGCAGAGCGGUUAGGGGUGGAGCUUGGGAAGGUGCAGGUGUACCAGGAAGCCAACAGAGAAACACGGGUUCAGAUCCAGGAGUCGGUGCGAGGCAAAGACGUGUUUGUGAUCCAGACCGUGUCCAAGGACGUGAACACCACCAUCAUGGAGCUGCUGAUCAUGGUGUACGCCUGCAGGACGUCCUGCGCCAGAAGCAUCACGGGAGUCCUCCCCUACUUCCCCUACAGCAAGCAGUGUAAGAUGAGGAAGAGGGGCUCCAUCGUCUCCAAGCUCAUGGCCUCUAUGAUGUGUAAAGCUGGUCUCACCCACCUGAUCACCAUGGACCUGCAUCAGAAAGAGAUUCAGGGCUUCUUUGAAAUCCCAGUGGACAAUCUGAGAGCGUCGCCCUUCCUGCUGCAGUACAUUCAGGAGGAGAUCCCUGACUACAGAAAUGCUGUGAUUGUGGCCAAAUCCCCGUCUUCUGCCAAAAGGGCUCAGUCAUUUGCAGAGCGACUGCGUCUGGGUCUGGUUGUGAUCCACGGUGAAGCUCAGGAUGCAGAGUCCGACCAGGUGGACGGGCGACACUCUCCUCCCACCGUCAAGUCCACCGGAGCCAUUCACCCCAGCAUGGACAUACCAUUGUUGAUCCCUAAAGAGAAACCUCCCAUCACCGUGGUCGGGGAUGUAGGAGGACGCAUCGCCAUCAUCGUGGAUGACAUCAUCGAUGACGUGGGCAGCUUCGUGGCGGCGGCCGACACGCUGAAGGAACGAGGAGCGUACAAGAUCUACGUGAUGGCCACGCACGGCAUCCUCUCCUCCGACGCCCCCAGGUUCAUCGAGGAGUCUGUGAUCGACGAGGUGGUGGUGACCAACACGAUUCCCCACGAGCUCCAGAAGCUCCAGUGUCCCAAAAUCAAAACUGUCGACAUCAGCAUCAUCCUGUCAGAGGCCAUCCGCCGCAUCCACAACGGAGAGUCCAUGUCCUACCUGUUCCGCAACAUAGGAGUGGACGACUGAACAACACACACAGACACACAGACACACACACACACACACACACACACACACACACACACACUCCCAUUUGCCUUUAUGACGUCUCCAGAUUUACCGAUGAAUGAUAAACACAUCCACACAUGAGUUCCAGUGCCCUGAUUGUAUCAUAGUGUACAAACACAAAGUCCUCUGAGUGCAGCUCGACACAGAAGACGACUGAAGACACAUGUGAAGCUUGAGUCUGAGCUCAGCUGCUGAUUGGUUCCUCGGUUCUGGUGGAACUCACACUGGACUCCUGCCUGUCUGCGUGACGACUGCUGCCAAACACAUUUCAGUUUUUUACUCUGGUCUUUCUGAGUAGGUCUACUACCUCUGUUUAGUCACUUCUCCACCUCCUCUGCCCCCCCCACCCCUUCAAUAUGUUCCCAUUAUUGCUGAAGUUUGUGAUGAACAUGAUAUUUGUUGGGAUUGAAUGUCUCAUAGAAGCCAGUGAAGGAGAUUGUGCUGAGUGCCAGCGCCUCCUACAGGACGGUGGACACACGGGUCUUUAUCACGCCCAACGUUACUAAUUAAUAGCAGCUAAUUAACUUGUGUGUAUCCGAGUGCACGUUUGAACCUGAACCUCAGUUUGUGUACUUUUUUUUAAAGUUGUGUGUGAAUGUGCUACUAACACAAUUAGUUCAGACUCAUUAGCUGAACGUGUGUGUUGUUACCAAAGCGCUUAAAUGCUAAUCUAGUGUCAAAUCUCCCGAUUGCUAAAGUUGAACUGGAAUUAAUUUAGGAACUAUUUUCUCAUUCUAGUGAAUUGACUGUUACAACAGUGCAUCUGUGAAAUAUAUAUAUAUACAUAUGAGUCAUCCAUAUAACAAUGUGUGCCAUCGCUUUCAGCUUCACCUCUGUAUUUAUUAGACCAUGUCACAGAUGAACAGAUUCUUCAAACCUUCAGCUUCUCUCUCCAGCUGCUCCUCAGAUCCUUUCAAACAUGUUACACUUGAAGAAAAAUCACAAACUGCAGAAGAGAAUCGAACCCUUUCCCCCGAGGAGCAGAGACCUGACACAAGCAGGUCUUUGUCCCGCUUCCAGACGUGUUCCAAAAAAUGUUUUGUAUUUAUUUUUAGCACUUAAUCUGAAUAAAUAUGAUCUAUGAAAGAAAA
Messenger RNA from Pleuronectes platessa (European plaice), 2418 nucleotides. RefSeq names its product phosphoribosyl pyrophosphate synthase-associated protein 2. Gene Ontology annotation, biological process: purine nucleotide biosynthetic process; 5-phosphoribose 1-diphosphate biosynthetic process. NCBI's taxonomy places the organism in Eukaryota, Metazoa, Chordata, Actinopteri, Pleuronectiformes, Pleuronectidae. The record is from RefSeq and is a predicted model, not a curated record. Bases 212 to 1285 code for a protein of 357 amino acids. Gene Ontology annotation, cellular component: ribose phosphate diphosphokinase complex; cytoplasm. Gene Ontology annotation, molecular function: magnesium ion binding; ribose phosphate diphosphokinase activity. The transcript has 11 exons.